AUGGCACAGGAGGCAGAGAGACCAGCAUGCGACUGUGACUUGAAGAAGCAUUCUGAAGAGAGCGGGCCUUGUAUUCUUGGAAUGAGACCAAAUGAGACGAGUUAUAAGAUGGAGCAGAAGAAGGAGAUGACUGAGUGGGUUCAGGCCGUGUUGGAUGCGAUUGAACGAGAUGAGGACGUGAAUGAGAACGAAGUGAGAGUUCUGUUUGAAGAGAUUCAGACAAAACUGCCAAAAUAA
Enterospora canceri is the source of this 237-nucleotide messenger RNA. Lineage: Eukaryota; Fungi; Microsporidia; Enterocytozoonidae. The record is from the annotation of a GenBank genome assembly.